GGAACACGCGCACAAAACGCACCCCCGCCCCGUCCAUCAUCAUCCCGCUGCACGCGAUCGUUCAGCAGCAGCUAGAAGCGAUACCGCCGAAAAGAGAGAGGAAGGGCAGGAAGGCAUGUCAUCCCACGCCGCGACCGCAGCGUGCAAGCCAUGCCUCAACAAGAAGUACCCGCUGCGGAAGCAGCUCCUGCUGAGCUCCCUCUCCCUGGCCGCGGUAAGCCUUCUGCUGGCCCUCGGAGUGGUCAUGGGCACGACGGCCUACAUCGGCGACAAGGCUGAGUCCGAGGCCCGCGACAGCCUGGAAGCCCAGAUAGAGCGGCACCUCAGGGACGCAAGCGUGGAGGCCGCGGCUACAAUCGGAGAGAGGUUCCGGAAGAUCCAGUACGGGGUGCUCGACGUCACGGCCUUCGCCCUCAGGGACGCCUUCCAGGAGGACCUCGUCCUUGCCGGGGGAGAGGAAGGGUACCCCCUUUCUCCGGCCCACACCGACCUCCGCGACAUCGAGAUCACGGAAAGCUCGGAAGCCAAUCUGGUGGGCUUCAGCCGACAGGACGUCCUCGUCGACCUCUCCCGCAGCGUCUGGUACUACGCGGACGCCGAGUCCAACACGGUCGAGGUUUCGGCGGCGGAAGACCAGCUCAAGAUCAACCAGUCAGCCCGGCUAGACCUCCUGUGGCCGGCCAUGUACAUCAACUCGAACGACACCAAGGGCAUCCUCCUCGGCGUGGAACUCUCUACCACCAACCAGAUGUUCCGCUACUUCCCCGGCACUGACCUCAGCGCGGUGGAGGGCUCAGCCUUUGCGUGCGAGGACGUCCAGGAAGACGGAACCUCUCCUUGCUACGACCCUACCGAGCGCGACUGGUACGAGUUGGCUGAUGCCGCAGUCAUGGACUCGGAGACCUUUCUCGGGGGGGCGAUCGUCACCCCUCCCUACACCGACGCCGUCGGGUCGGAGAACGACUGGCUCGUUACCCUAGCCCGGGCUGUGUACAGAAACUCGGGAACGACCAGCGGCAGCCUCCUGGGAGUAGUCGGCGUGGACAUGCGGCUGGAGCAAGUGCAGGAGUCGGUGGAGGGUAUCAACUUCCUCGAAACGGGAUACUCUAUCCUGGCGACGGCUGAUGAAGGAGUAGUGCUGGCAGCGGGGGCAGCGUGGGACAGGGACACUGCAGAAAAUAUCACGAAGGUGUGCGACCUCGGGAAUGGCAUCUGCUCCGGCGACGAGGGCGACAGCUGGGAAGACCUGCUGCUGGAAACCAAGAACGGCGGCAUCAAAACCUUCAAAGCCGUGUCUACCACCGGAGGUGGCGAUGAGGAAGAGUCGAUCCUCAUCGCCGCCCCCAUCACGACCACCUUCGGCACGGCCGUUUCCGGCGGCGAGGGCAAGGUGACCCACUACAUCCUGAGCGCCGUUCCGCGGGACGAGAUCUUCCAACCGGUGGACGGAAUGGCGGAUUUGAUCCGGGAAAGCACCACGGAGAUCAUGGUCACGACGGCCAUCGUCGCCUGCUCCACCCUGGUCGCCGUGGCUCUCUCCGUCUACUUCUUGGCCGGCUCCAUCACGCGCCCCAUCGUGAAGAUGACCUCAGCCGCACGCAGCAUCUCCAAGGACGGGGCGAAGACCGACGUCUUCGGCAGUGUAGCGGCCACAUGGGGCGGCAGGAGAGACGGGAGCAGCGGCGCGGGCGACAGCAUAGACAGUCGCACCGCGGGGCGCUACACGAUGAACCGCACCGCGUGCCUGGACUACCUCCUCUGCCGGGGAGACGACGAGAUCUCUACCCUCGCCAGAGAAUUCCAGCUCAUGAUCACUGGGCUCGGGAGGCGGGGAGCGGCGGCGGAGGCGACGGGUCUGGCGGAGGCCUCGGUGUACCCCAAGAACCCCUUCACCACGGAUUUCAUCAGGCCGCCCCCUACAAAUCCGACCGCGCCCGACGCCACACCCGGCCGACCCAGCGCGCCCGGGCAGGCCUCGUGAAGAGGAAGACGAACGUGUGGCCCUCGCACUGCCGCUUUCUGCUGGGUGUGUGCCACCGCUGCCUUUGCAAGGCACCGUGGUGGAAAGCGAUGAGUGCCUGUGCGUCCGCCACCGAUCGCUGCCAGCGGCUGGCGAAAGUCGUCGUCGUGCAGCCAGCCUCAAGCCCCGGGGCUGGCUGCGACGCCGUCGUGAUUGGUGUUCUUGCCGCUGGGAUCUGGUGCGACGAUAAGCCCUGGGCGGGUCAAGAGCUUAACUUUUUUCUCUCGGUGCUGGUGAGUCGCUGCACUACGCUGCGACAACAUCGGGUAGCCGAGGUUGUUUUGUGUGACGCAGUGCCUCGGGGGGGCUGCUGAUGAAUGGCGUGCGACGAGUUGUAGACUUGAGUAAAAUAUUUGUGUGCCGUAUCCUCUGCAUCACUGUCAAGCCAACAGCGAUCCAGGAAGAGGGCUGGCUGUUUGAAGACAACAUCGGCAGGCCCACCGAACCAACUGUACAUUUUUUGAAGGAUAAGGUUGUCUUGCGCCUGUGCGAGAUGAUAACACGCUACGUUGUCUAUUUCAGUUUAUUGUUGUGUGUUCAAGCGUACCUACAUGGACGUCGUUUCUCCGGAUAUUUCAGAGUUAAAUAGUAUUUUGCGCUGGGCGACUGCGUGGUCGAUAGGCAAGGCCGUGAUACAUAUGCACGUUCUCCCGGCAAAAGCUUUUUUUUUUCUUGCCGGGAAGGAACCCCUGCCAAAAGUAUACCGAGUAAAAAAGUGUUUUGUAGCUCUUGUAAUGCCGUCCCUACCACCACAUAGUCCACGUCACUCAGCACAGAAAGAGCACCUAGUUCGUACAUUUGUUGGUACGCCGAUGUUGGUCGUGUCAGCCGUGCUAGGAAAGUUGUUUCUCGUUGCGCUGAGCUUCUGCUGUUGUUGCUUUUUUGUCUACCCACGGGUGGACAACGGCGAACUUGUUUUUUUUUUUUCUUUGCAAAUCGAAACGUGUAAUCACCCUUGUGCAUAAGCCAUGGCAAACGAUAACUAUCUUAGGAGUGAGCGUUUUGUGGCACGGGGGCUGUGAGGCCGCUGAGCUGCGUAUGGCACUCUCAGGCAGGAAUCGUAUCCAGCAGUCCUGUAGCAGACGGCGCAAGCAUUGCGCGGAGGUGUUGCUGGUAUCAUGAUGCUUGGCGCGGUUCGAGGGAACAAGAAAUUUUCGCUGAAUCGUGAUCGACGGCAAUAUCAAGUAUCUAGACUCUUUACGUUUGGCUUUCUCGCUUGUCCAGUGUUUUUCUUCGGACUAGGAAGGCGUGCGGGAUACGUUCACAAGUGCCCGCUGCCCCUCCUGUGCACAACGGGCAGAUACUAAAUGGAAUAUAGACUCUUUGCGUUUGGCUUUCUCGCUUGUGCUGUGUUUCUCUUCGGACUAGGAACGCGUGCGGGAUACGUUCACAAGUGCCCGCUGCCC
Molecule: messenger RNA, 3426 nt
Organism: Ectocarpus sp. CCAP 1310/34
Lineage: Eukaryota; Phaeophyceae; Ectocarpales; Ectocarpaceae
Source: the annotation of a GenBank genome assembly